Molecule: messenger RNA, 1857 nt
Organism: Spea bombifrons (plains spadefoot toad)
Lineage: Eukaryota; Metazoa; Chordata; Amphibia; Anura; Pelobatidae
Exons: 1
Coding region: 294-1427 (377 amino acids)
Source: RefSeq, a predicted model, not a curated record
GGCAUGUUUUUCAACAGUCUAGCUCACCUAUGACAUCAGAAAGUAGCCUCAUGACUUUGCUUUUUUGAUGCUGUAGCAAAAAGGCAGUUAUUUCCUUUAAAAUUAAUAUUGAUACUGUCCCUUUAAGUAGAUGUUUGUAUCAGGCCAUUGUUACAUCACUGUUGCUUUCAUACAUACCCAGUGGAAUGUGAAUACAUGAUAACAUCUUAAAGGUAGGAAGGAGUAAACAACCUCUCUCUCCAGUUUCCUUGAUCCCAGACAAAAACUCUCCGUAGGCAUCCAAAUAAAUCACAAUGUGUGAUACCAAGUUUUUAGACGCACCAGCUGUGAUUUUCGACAACGGAUCAGGGUCAUGCAAAGCGGGAUUCUCUGGAGAGGGUCUUCCUAGAGUAGUAAUGAAGUCAAUAGUUGGCCGCCCAAAGGCAAUCCCAACGAUGGUGGGAGCAGGCCAAAAGGAUUUUUACAUUGGAGAAGAAGCACAGUCCCUUAGAGGCGUCUUGUCAUUAAAGUAUCCAGUCAGACGUGGUGUAAUAACGAAUUGGGACGAUAUGGAGAAAAUAUGGAAGCAUGUGUAUAGCUGUGAGCUGCAUGUUAAAUCUUGCGAGAGACCUGUGCUACUGACAGAGGUGCCAUUGAAUCCAUUAAAGAACCGUGAGAAGAUGGCAGAAGUUAUGUUUGAGGUUUUUGGUGUCCCUGCUAUGUAUGUUGCCUUGCAAGCUACAUUAGCCCUCUAUACCUCUGGUCGUACCACUGGCAUAGUCGUGGACAGUGGAGAUGGCGUGACACAUACGGUACCCCUUUAUGAAGGUUACUGUGUACAGGAUGCUAUAUCCAGGCUUAAUGUGGCAGGAAGAGACAUCACUAAAUAUUUAAUGAGGCUCCUUUUGGAAAGUGGAUAUUCCUUUUUAAGCACUGCGGAACGGGAGAUUGUGAGCGAUAUCAAGGAGACGCAUUGCUAUGUGGCCUUAGACCCGAAGAAAGAAAUGGAAAGGGACAUCAAAGAAAUUUGCAAAACAUACACACUACCUGAUGGGAACAAUAUCGAGGUUGGCAGUCAGCUGUUCCGUGCUCCAGAGGUGCUCUUUGCACCAGCACUCAUUGGUGUUGAAGCCCCAGGAAUACAUAAACUGAUUACCAAUAGCAUUUUAAAGUGUCCUAUCGACAUACGUAGUUCUCUCUAUAACAGUGUGCUUUUGUGCGGUGGAUCCUCCAUGUUUCCUGGACUUGAACAACGGCUUUUCCACGAGAUGGAGCUUCUGGCACCAAGUACAAUGGAAAUAAAUAUCGUGGCACCGCCAGAAAGGAAGCUCUGUGUGUGGAUUGGUGGCUCCAUCCUUAGUAACCUCUCAGCCUUCAACUCAUCGUGGGUCACACUUAAGGAUUAUACUGAGUUUGGCCCAGGAAUUAUUCAUAAAAAAUGCCUUUAAGAAGGUUCAUCAUUGUUUCCUUGCCUUUGGAGACAAAAUGUUGUGACAUCAAUUGUGACAGGCUUAAUAAAAGAUAAGCAAAAAAACCCACUGUUUUGUCUCAUUCUUUAUUUACUAACCCUAACGUUAUUCUAAAGUCCUGGUUUAUCCAAAACAAAUAUUUGAUGUAAUAAAGGGUGAAUUUUUGACACACAGAAAGAUGUUACCCACGGUAACAUGAUGACAAUUCACCAAAUCUAACAUGAGUGCUUUAAUGGUGAGAAUUUGAUGCAUUAGGUGUGGUUUGAUGUCCAAUAAAUAAAGCAUAAUGGAGUACUGGCCCUCACAACAGAAUGAAAACAACAAAAUAUGCUUCAAAACCAGAAUUUACAUAUAUCAGCUCAAAAACAGAUGCUAUUUUACAGCUCAUCUGCACAAGGUACAUACAAGC